Planococcus citri (citrus mealybug) is the source of this 2173-nucleotide messenger RNA. RefSeq names its product speckle-type POZ protein-like. The record is from RefSeq and is a predicted model, not a curated record. Gene Ontology annotation, cellular component: cytoplasm; nucleus. Gene Ontology annotation, biological process: regulation of proteolysis; proteasome-mediated ubiquitin-dependent protein catabolic process. The transcript is spliced from 2 exons. NCBI's taxonomy places the organism in Eukaryota, Metazoa, Arthropoda, Insecta, Hemiptera, Pseudococcidae. The coding region runs from base 123 to 1856 and encodes 577 amino acids. Gene Ontology annotation, molecular function: ubiquitin protein ligase binding.
CACUUGAUAACGAUUUUGAUUUACAAUAUUUGAUAUUUGAUUUUUUUGCACUACGAAUUUAUGCCUUUGAAAAGACGGUUGCUUCUUGCUUCUCAUUUUUUAGGUCAGUCACAAAAGCAAGCAUGAAUCAUUUUUGCAUUUUAUGGAUAGUACUUUUCACCUCCCAUUGCAGUGGUCAAAAUGAACCCUCAAGCUGCACUUCAAAUCUCACAGAUUGUGAGAAUGCGAUUCGAUGCGAUACCUAUUUGAACAUGGGAAUUCACGAAAUCAAUUACGUUUGGGUUAUUGACCAUUUCAGCGUACACGAAAUGAUCUCUAGUGAAAUUUCGUCACCCAUGCUACGUGCACCCGAGCCUGAGGCUGAUCCAUGCAGCUGGUGUAUUAAACUUGAACCCAACGGAACUGAUGGAAAAAAUGGCGCAAUCUCUCUGGACGUACAUCUAUCUAGUUCAGCGACGAAUAUAUUAGCCGAAGCCAAUGUUUCGAUCAUAAAUCAUAAAAAUGAAUCGGUACUUUCUGCGCAUACGCAGUACAAAAAUAUCGUGUGGAGCAACAGCAAUUUGCAGUCGUGGCCACAAUUCUGCAAGAAGGACGAUUUUUUCAAAAAUCAAAUACUACAAAACGACACAUUGACGUUGUCAAUCAACAUCAAAUGGUUCAAGCAACCGUCGGACGUAAUUUCUUACCCGAGUAAAAAUUGUUCGUCUAGUCCUACGCAUGAAACUAGCAUUAUCAAAGUAUGUAAUACUUUUGAAAACAUCGAAUCGAUACUGGAAAAUCCGAAAUUGGCAGAGAUGGUGUUCUCAUUGAAUGGCAGUAAUCAUGAAUGCGAUAAGACCCACAUGAAGUACACCGACAUACAAGUUGACGAAAUGAAAUACAUUUGGGCUAUACAUAACAUCAGUUUGCGCGAUACAACUGGCUACUAUGAGAUUUUUUCGCCCAACUUACACGUACCUACAAUCGGCAUGCAUAAAUGCCACUUUAAACUUACCCCUAAUGGUAAUUUCUUAGACAUAGGUAUUGCAAAACAAAUUGGUCUUAAUGUUUAUCCAUCCGUCGGAAAUAAGGUUGGAAAGACAUUAGCAAAGUACAACAUUUCGAUCAUAAACCGCCAUGACCAAGUUUUACUUUAUGAAAAAUCGUCGUUUAAAAAAAUUGACAGAUUCAGCAUGUACUCCAGAGACUUCUGCAAGAAAGAUGAUUAUUACAGAAACCACGUAUUAAAAGACGACACACUGACACUAUUCAUCCAAUUGAAAUUGUUUUCUCGGCCCCAUAAUGACGUUUCUCCCCAACAUAUGAUUUCUUCACCAGCUCCUGUACCCGAGACUACCUCUAUCAAAAGCAAUCAUUCGAAAAAAGUCGAAUUGAUCCCCAAGAAUGAAAAAAUUGCAGACUUCGAUCUCACAACAAACGGCAGUAAUUACGAAACCAUGUUUGAAAAUCCGAAAUACUCCGACGUCGUGUUUAAAACAAAUGGCAGCGAGUAUCCGGCCCAUAAAGCUAUUCUGGCCGCACGUAGUCCCAUUUUCGCAGCCAUUCUUCAACGAAAAGAUACGCGGAAUGGAAAAAAUAGAAAAAUUCGAAUAAACGUGACCCACAUGAGCGAUGAAGUAUUCCGAGCUAUGCUGCAAUAUAUUUAUACCGGAAAGUGCGAUAAUUUGGAUCAACUGGCUGGCAGAUUAUUCGUAGCUGCAACUAAAUAUCGUCUGAAUGGAUUGAGAAAAAUUUGCGAACAAUCGCUUUGUGAGAAUUUGUCGGCUGAAAAUGCGGUGAAGAUGUUGGUAUUUGCUGAAAAGCAUCGUGCCAACGAGUUGAAAUCCAAAGCUGUCGAAUUAAUAAAAAAAAAUUAACUCGAAAUUUGAUAAUGUAUAACCCACCAAAGAAUAAUUUGUAGAAUUUAAAAUGUAUCGAAUAAAUAAAAAGAAUACAAUAAUUUAUUCUAAUCAAAUUUUCCUCACCAAUCGCAAUUGAAAAAAUUCUCUUCUUGUUGAAAAAAAUCCCUUGAAAAUUGAAUAAUUAAUUUUUUUAGAAACGGAAAAAUAUCCGGAACACACAAAAAAUCGAACCCAAACGUAUUGCAAAAAUUCACCAAAAGUACCGAACCCCCUUCUCCCUCUCCCUCCAAGAGAAAUUUCCAAAAUCGGUUGGCCAACUCUCUCCUCUCCAA